AUGGCAGGUGACGAGGAUCCCCCAUCGAUAUCGCGAUCGGACUCGCAGUCCUCUGUUUCUGCUGAUGUUCCUGCUGAUAUCACGAAUGGAGCUAACACUCCGCAAAUUAUCGUUGAUGAUGAUCAUGAUAGCACCUUUGAUUUGAAUGACUCGCCUGAGGCAUCGUUGACUUCGCGGGCUUCAUUAGACUCUCUUAGCAUGAACGACGAUUUGUUUAACAGGAAUACCUCCACGGGUCCGAGCAGAAUGCACAGCAGCUCACAGAAUAUGCACAGACGGGGUGGAUCUGCAUCAACGCUAUCGUCUUUUAGACACAGUUUUGACGACUCAUCCGCUAUCUCAUUGGGCUCGAACAAAGUAUCAACAGCAAGUGUUUCCCCAUUGGGGCAGAAUUCGAUCUUCGAGCUGGUGCAAGGCGCAGACAGACUGAGGAGACAUCUGGGGUUAAUUUCGGUCAACAAUGGCUCAACUACGAUUAGUUUGAGAGGUCCCACUUUGAAAGAGAUACCUCCAAUUCAGCUAUCGCGCAUCACCAAAGCGAAGAACACACUGUUCAAGCCAUAUAUCUACGGCAUCGAUGAGGCCUACGACAAGUUUCAGGCAAACAGAAAAUUGACGCAAUCGACAUUGCAGGCAUUUAUUGAAAAGUGUGAAGAAGAAGAGAGAAAACAAAACACCAAUCUGAAUCGAGAUCUUCACUCUGUUGGAUCCACUCCUUCGGUUGAUGUACAGGAAGACGAGGAAUCUCUGAGCGUAAUCCCCGAGAUAUUCUUUUCAACAGACUUCCGCUUGGACAAUCCGAGGAUAUUUGACACGGUAACAGAAAGCUCCAGUAUAUUGAGCCAUGGAAACACUGAGUUCAACAACGAUGGUGUGGUGAAGCCUCUUUCCAAUAAUAACGUACUGCAAGAGAAGCUUUCAAGCUAUCUGGACAUUGUGGAGAUACACCUGAUUCACGAGAUAUCGAAGUCCUCCAGCUCUUUUUUCACAGCUUUGGACGAUCUGAAAGGAAUCACUCUCAAAUCAAGAAGCUCGACGAUGAUGCUAAAAGAGCUGGACUCGAAGUUCAAUGUGCUUGAAAAGAAUCAGAGCGAGAAAGCAAUCGAGAUGUUGAAGAUGAUCCAGAAGAGGAACAAUGUUGAGAAGCUGGAGCAGGUACUUCUACAGCUGUCGACCAUUAUGCAGCAUGCUGAUCUGGCUGAGGCCUCUUACUACAAUGCCAACUAUCACAAGUCGCUGGAUCAGAUUGACCAGGUGGAUGCACUCAUAAGGGGAGAUUCAUCAUCUCCAGAUGUGCAAAAGCUUGUUUCCCAUUGGCCGUAUCCUCUUCGUGAUCUACGGUCUGUGAAUGCUCUUGUGGGCCUCAAACAGCAGCUGAAAAAUCUUAGAAUGGAUAGUGGCAGAUCGUAUACCAAGCUGUUUGUGGACUUUCUGAUUGAGGACUUGAGAGAACACUACGAAAAGGUGCCCAAAGAAGACACAAUCCGCCGCAUGACUGCCAAUGUCUCGAAAGAUUCGAAGAGAGAGUACAGUGCAAAUGGCAACUUGAACUUGUCAUAUCACGACUUGAGCGACAAGUUCAAAGCGCAAUUAAAAGAGUAUAUACAGGGACUCACCAGGUGUAUGGAGCUAUCUGGCGCUUUCAAGGCCUAUGAGGAUGCAUUCCUAGCAGACCUGAAGAACAUUGUGAAGCAAAAUCUACCAACCGAUAUGCUUGACUCAGAUUCAACGCCCACGGCUGGUUCCAGGCGUACAUCUUCUGUGAGAUCAGAUGGAAGAUCCGGAUCGGGAGGUCUCAGCAACAACGUGCGUUCUUUGACUCCCAAGGAAUUUGAAGACACCUUGAUCACCAUCUAUUGCCAACUUUCGGAGGCUCUAAGACGUCUGAUGACGCACCAAAAGAUCCUUCUGGAUAUUGCCUUGAACUCCAUUUCUGUUAGUAAUAGCAGACUGCUGCAAGAUGAACCAGAUCUUAUAAUGCAAUUGGACAUCACAAAGUCUGUCAAUGCUUGUAUCGAAGUGUCUCAAAACAGAAUUUCAAAAGUCAUCGGUGUUAGAAGGGAGCAGACUGCGAGUGUUUCUCUUGACUUUUUCUUGAGAUUCUACUCUGCAAAUGGCCUCUUCUUGUACGAAUGUGAAACUAUAUCCGGUAUUUCUGUGACUACAUCCUUGCAGGAUGUAAUUGAGGUGCAAACUCGCAUGUUUGCGUCUCAGUUCCACAACAUCAGUAUAACGAUGAUGAAGGAGAAGGUUGACAAAGAAGUUUGGAAAGAUUGUCUUCUACCGAAAAGUGUUCAGAAACUUGUUGAUGAGAUUGUGGAAUCGGCUGAUGAGGAUCCACCUUCAUGGUUGGAAGUGCUUAAGCUUGACAAGCAUUCAGGUUCUGUCACAAAUGGAUCCCAUGGUGCUGACGAUGACCGCAAGACCCUUGCCAUUGAUGAUAAGAGUCUGAUAGUGCCUGUUGUCACGGUUGGUCUCCUCAAAGUGUUGAAGGACUACAUGAUUUUGAAAAUGGUCUUUCCCAACAAUAUCGAUCUAUUUGAGCAAAACAUCCUUGAAAUCUUGAGAGUAUUCAAUGUGAAUGUUAACCAUGCCGUUCUGGGUGCCGGGGCUACCAGAACUGCCGGCUUAAAGCACAUAUCUCUAAAGCACUUGGCGAUUGCUUCUCAGUUGCUGGACUUUGUGAUAUGCAUCAUUCCCUAUGUGAAGGGAUGUUUCCGUAGGUCCCACUCAUCAGAGGACCGCAGCGAGAGCUUCGAUAGCGUGAGGGCUCAGUACCAGGAUCACCAAAACCAGAUAUUCGUCAAGCUCGUUGAAAUAAUGACAGAAAGAGUGAAAAAGCAUUGCGAUGAUAUCAAGAACAUAGAUUGGUCCCUCCCACUCAAACAACUUCCUUGUCACCCAUACAUGGAAGUUCUCGUGAAGGAGACUCUGACGGUUUCCAGAGUAUUGCAAAGAUAUCUACCUGAGUCUCAAUUCACAGUCAUCCUUUCAAAGAUCUUUGAGGAGUACAAGAGGUCCCUUGUGGACCAGUACACACAGGUCAAAUUCAAGGAUUCCAUUGAAAAGGCGAUCAUGAUGAGAGAUAUUGAUUAUUUUAGAGAGAAGUUGGCGGAUAUCAUUGGAUACGGGAAUUCUGGCCAGGUGAUCUGGGAGAAUAUCAAUGCCAUGGAAACAGACGAAGAUAUCAGAAUGGAGCAAAUUAUGAGACAGAACAUUAUGGAAGAGACAAGGCAAUCUGCUGAGUUUGAAAGAUCUACGGCCGGAACACCUCGAAGCUCAUUUGAGCUAAGUCCUGAUGACGCAGUGGUGACGAAGGACGAGGACUCUCGACCAGAAGUUUCCACGGAACCCCAAAGCCAGGUGGAUCCUGUCGAACCAGAGAAGCCUGUGGUACCCGUAGAACCACAGGUGUCUGGACCAGUUCCCGAGAUUGUGGUUGAGGAGUCUCAGAAUGAGGACCAAAGGAUCACAAUCCCGGGAAUACUCGCUCCUGAUGAGACUCUUUCUGAUUUCGAUUACACACACGCUGAAGAUGAAGAUGGAAAGGAACGCACGUGGAUUCCUGAGUUAAAUGUUCUUCCUGAACCAGAGGAUGGGGAAUCGGAAAAGAGUGAUGACCAGGAUCUUGACCAAGAAAAUGAUAAAGAACUCCCUGAGGUACCCAACAAUGUGAACGAGGCCGAUGAAGAGAUGACCCUAUCUGUCACAAGCACUGACGAGACGCCUGAGGAUGUGACAGAAGUUGAGGGGCACACUGUGGAGCCUGAAGUUGAAAUUGAAGCUGAAGUUGAACCUGAACCUGAAGUUGAACCUGAACCUGAACCUGAACAACCAGAAGCGGAACCAGAAGCGGAACCAGAAGCGGAACCAGAAGCCUCUGAUGACAGUAUGAAGCCAGAAGAGGAAGCUGGGUCUGAAUGUUCCACCAAAAAUGAGGCGGGCGACUCCAAGGAAGAAGCCACCGAAACCGAAACGCUGAACGAGCAGCCAGAGACAUAG
Kuraishia capsulata CBS 1993 is the source of this 4002-nucleotide messenger RNA. RefSeq lists its product as uncharacterized. NCBI's taxonomy places the organism in Eukaryota, Fungi, Ascomycota, Pichiomycetes, Pichiales, Pichiaceae. Gene Ontology annotation, molecular function: syntaxin binding. The record is from RefSeq and is a predicted model, not a curated record. Gene Ontology annotation, cellular component: GARP complex. The transcript has a single exon. The coding region runs from base 1 to 4002 and encodes 1333 amino acids. Gene Ontology annotation, biological process: Golgi to vacuole transport; retrograde transport, endosome to Golgi.